This is a messenger RNA of Phlebotomus papatasi, 844 nucleotides long. Its product is annotated as RNA-binding motif protein, X-linked 2. Gene Ontology annotation, molecular function: RNA binding. Bases 65 to 712 code for a protein of 215 amino acids. NCBI's taxonomy places the organism in Eukaryota, Metazoa, Arthropoda, Insecta, Diptera, Psychodidae. Gene Ontology annotation, cellular component: U2 snRNP; precatalytic spliceosome; catalytic step 2 spliceosome. The record is from RefSeq and is a predicted model, not a curated record. The transcript is spliced from 3 exons. Gene Ontology annotation, biological process: mRNA splicing, via spliceosome.
GUUGACAUUUGGGAAAAAGUAAACAAAACGUUCGAGCUUCCCGGAAAAGUAAUUUCCUGACAAAAUGAAUCCUUUAACGAAUAUGAAAAAUGUGCUGAAACUCAGCGAAAAUGAUCUGAAAGGAGGCUCAAAGUCCAGCUGGCACGAUCAGUACAAAAACAGUGCCUGGAUCUUUGUCGGGGGGCUUCCCUAUGACCUCACGGAGGGGGAUGUGAUAGCUGUGUUCUCUCAGUACGGGGAGGUGGUGAACAUUAACCUUGUCAGGGAUAAAGCUACGGGGAAACAGAAGGGAUUCUGCUUCAUCUGCUACGAAGAUCAGAGAUCAACAAUCCUGGCUGUGGACAAUUUCAAUGGGAUCAAGUUGCUGGGAAAAACCCUAAGGGUCGAUCACGUGAAUGAUUACAAAGCUCCGAAGGAAAAUGACAAAAUUGACGAAGAAACCCGGCGCCUCCAUCUCGAAGGAUGCGCUCCAAAGCCUCAAAUUCCCAUCGAGAUGCUCAAGAGGGAAGAUUCAUCCUCCAGUUCCAGUGGCAUUCGCCUCCCGGAAAGGCUUCCCAUCCGAAAUCCCGCAGAACCGCCUUCGAAAAAGGUCAAAAAAGAGAAGAAAGCGAAAAAAUCCAAGAAAAGCAAGAAACGGAAGAAGAAAAAAUCCUCCGAUUCCUCAGAUUCCAGCUCCGGAAGUGACUCAGAAUCCAGACACAAGAGAAAAUAAAUAAAAAUUAACAUUUAAUGAUAUUUCUCUAUUUUAUCUCCUCUAAAAUGGAAUAUCGUGUUAUUUUCUAAACUCAAAGAAAAAACAUUUUCCAAAGGACUUGGAACGUCCUUUUUCCUGUUUUUUUUUUUU